UUGAAAUGUAAAGUUGUCAUAUUAUAUGUAGAAAGUUUGUAAAUCCAAUUGUAUACCGAUAAGAUUUAGCGAAAAAUGUAAAAAUAAAGUAAAUGUGUUAACCAAAAGCACAAUCUCUAUAAAAAUAAUACGAAUUGGUCGAACGUUUCCGCGGUGAGACAGCGUUAGUUACACAUCACGCGUAAUGGGAAACGAUAGUAGCAGAUUAAAGGGAUUAGUAAUUGAUAAAAACUCUGUGGAGGCAAAUGAUUUUUGGACGCUUUACAAUGCAGAAUCGCCAACCACAUCUAAUGAAGACGGAAAGCAGCUACUUUCCGUUUUUCAAGGUGAACCGGUAGUAAGUGGACAACUGUGGGUGAUACAGGGGCCUUUGGAACGGGCUAUCAAGAAUUUAAAAAUUUAUCGGCAUCCGUACAUAUUGAAAUAUGUAACCACAUGGGAACAAGGAGGCCAAAAACAUUUAGCAACAGAACGUGUACGCCCUUUGACUACUAUUUUAUCAACACAAACCAAUCUACAGGCUUGCCUUGGUUUACGAACUAUUCUAUGCAGCUUGAUUUUCUUGGUUGAGAAGGCUCUGGGACGUCAUCUUAACAUUUGUAUCUCAUCAAUUUACACCACCGACGAUGGUAGUUGGCGUUUAGCCGGCUUUGAAUAUGUAUGGAAACAUAAAGAGAUCACAAAGUCUUUACUUGAUUUGGUGAAAACAUAUCGAUAUGCUGCUGCAAUUGACCCUAGUGAGUGUAAGGAUAAUAAUAGCGAUGCCAUUGAACAGUAUGCCUUCGCAACGCUCUGCGAAGAGGUAUUGAAUAAGUGCAGCAAAAAGGAGACCACUGAAACCCCACAUGCACAAGAAUUUCGCGAGUAUUGUGCCACCCACCUAAAGCAUAGUAACGCACAGUUACGACCACGUCUUUCGGCAGUACUAUUACACCCAUAUUUUAAUCACGAAUUCGUACUUAUACAUUCCUUCCUGUUUGAAUUGCCUCUAAAAAGUGUACAAUCGAAGCAAGAUUUUUUCACUGGUCUUAUCGAUCGAUUACGCUAUUUCAAUGAAGAAGUUGUAGGUGCGCAAUUAGCUGCCGAUCUGCUCUCACGUAUGGUCUUACUUGAUCCCACAGCGCAGCUAUGCGUUACACCCUAUGUGCUUAAAACAAAAACUGAUCACUCGGCGGCAUUGUUCUCAAACCAGACGUACGUGCGCUACGUAAUGCCACAUAUAAAGAAAAUGUUUCGACUUAGAGAUGCGCAAAUACGAUUAAUAUUGUUGGAAUACUUCAUGGAAUUCAUACGACUUCUUUCAAAGGAUGAGUUAUUGGAGUGCAUACUGCCUUAUUUGCUGGAGGGUAUGAAUGACACAAAUGAUGUGCUAGUGGCGAAAACCCUUCGUUGUAUGGCUGACCUAGUCCCAAUAUUAGGCGCGUCCACAGUAAUUGGUGGAAAUCGCACACGUAUCUUUUCUGAUGGCCGGCCGCAGGCAGCCGUAUCCGAUGCUACAACACAUUGGGUUGAACCGCGUUCGAUUACGCCUGUGAUGGGUAAUAAUAUAGACUACAUGGUAUCAGAUAGUCCAUUGCCCGACCACGUAGAUUUAAGUGGCAGCUUUAUUUCAUUGCCUCAAAUGGAAACAAAUGAGCAGUUGGGUAUGCCGCCCCGUUUAAGUCCAGACGGAGGUGAAGAUGAUAAAAGUGUUGCAAUAGAGGACGAUGCAGUAGCAUCAGAACUCACUCAACAAGAAAUUAGUGGUCGAAAUAUUAUGGAAACGGUAGCGGAAUCGGAAAUCGCAAAUAAUAGCGAUUCCGCAGCAAUAACGACUCAAAGUGUCGAUGAAUAUAUAAAUACAAGUACAAAUGAGUUGUCAGCUGAUGCUUCAGCAAAUAUUAUAAAUUUUAAAGAACCAGCCGUUAAUGGCUUCCAUAGUAAUGAGGUUGAUGAAAUAGAAGAAUGGUCCGAUUGGGAAUCUGAUGAACUUCUAAAGCGAAAUAAUAACACGACAGCUGAUUUAUCACCUGCAUCAAAUAACGGCUCCAAAAUGUCGUUGAUCACAAAUACAGAUAAUGUAGCUUCUCACACUCCUACCCCACUGCCUGUAUUUAGUGCUGAAGUUACAACCCUGCAAACAAAAACCAAACCUACCGUCGAAAACUCGAAAGAUCGACUUGUAAAGCCGUCUGCUAAAGAGACUCCAGCAGCAGCUGGUGCACAUUAUACACGUACUCUGAAAAUCAAUGAUGACCUCAACGCCUUUGAUAUCGUCGUUCAAAAGACAGCGACGCCCCAAACUGACGGUAGUACUGAGUUUGAUUACUUUAAAGACAUGGAACCAAUUAUUGAACCGAGUAGUAACAAAACGUCAGUAGCAGGGAUUUUAGCAAACAAUUCGCCAUCAAAUACAACGAAUUUGCCAAAUAAAGAUGAUUAUGAUGGAAUAGUAAUCGAUAAUAGCCGAUUUGCGGCAAUGACUAUUAAUGCAGACGACAACUCUGCCAGCGGUGAUGGCUGGGGCGUGGACGAUGAUGUCGCGGAUACGUGGAAAGAAUAGUACGUUGCUGUUGCUGUUGUGCCAAAAACAGCAGUCAAUGUAAUCAACUUAGUACCACUACCGUUGACGACGAAGUCGACUAUUUACAGCGAAGUUACCAAUGGCCCUAUACUUUGCUAAAAUUAUUCUAAUGUUAAUUUUAUAUUUAGACAAAAUAUGAAGGCGUUUGUAAAAUGUGCAUUGAUCAUCGUUUGCUCUCCAAAUUACUUCCUUUGCCUAGAAUUUUACAUUCACUAUUAUGUUUUAGAGUUUACAGGGAAGUUACUUAGAAAAUAUAUACACAUACACCAACAGUGAUUAAUUCAUUCUUGUAGAUACAUAAAUACAUUUUAAUGCAGAAAAUCAAAAAAAGUCAAAAAUAAGAAUAUUGUGUAACUGACUCGCCACAUUAACAAAAGUAGUAAAUUGGUAUUUUACCCAGAAUAA
Molecule: messenger RNA, 2968 nt
Organism: Anastrepha obliqua
Lineage: Eukaryota; Metazoa; Arthropoda; Insecta; Diptera; Tephritidae
Product: protein-associating with the carboxyl-terminal domain of ezrin
Exons: 4
Coding region: 185-2542 (785 amino acids)
Source: RefSeq, a predicted model, not a curated record